AUGGUAGGACUCGACGCAUCCGAGUGGGGAUCGGGCAUAGCCAAUGUAUGCGAAAAGCUCGAUGAACUGAGCAAGGGGAAUUGGGUCUGGCCAAUAUGUCCCAAUGGGUUCGGGUAUGGGGGAUCGGGCUUAGCCAAUAUGUACCAAGGGCUUGAUUUACUGAGCAAGGGGGCAUCAGGCCUAGCCAACAUGUCCUACCAGGUGCAAAUCACUGAUAGAUUGGUCGUCGAGUUCGAGGAGUGGGUUGCUGCCAUUCAGACUCCUAAUGAGAUAAUGGAAGCAUAUAUGGAGAGAUCCUAG
Molecule: messenger RNA, 300 nt
Organism: Lactuca saligna
Lineage: Eukaryota; Viridiplantae; Streptophyta; Magnoliopsida; Asterales; Asteraceae
Source: the annotation of a GenBank genome assembly